AUGGUAGCAAGAACUCGGGACGGAGACAGCGUAGGGCGACUACUGCGCGUGCUUAGAGAUUGUGAGCUGUUUCACGUAAUAUUCCAGUUAUUCUUUACGUGCUGUGUCUUCUUUAUAGAGGCAGCUAUUGCUAAUCUUGACCAUGUAACGAUUGGAAUCAGAUCUGAGUCGAUGCAAAACGUAGAUGACGUUGACGAGCGGGAGCGCGUUGUUGAGGGUCGAGUGUUGUCGCUCUUGGACCACAAGUGGAUUGCACGACUGCAAGCAGCUUUGACUACAGUUAUCAAUGCUUACAAUGUACAAACUGAAGAAGAAGCAACUGAAGUAAAGGAUACACACCGAAAUGUAGUCUGUACUAUGGCUGGAGCUGCAAUGAUGCAAUCAUUACGAGAUUGCACGGCAUCUCGAACAAAUUGCUGUAUUUGGGGUCCACAGGCAGAGAAACUGCACGUUUUGUUGGACUGGAUGAUGAAGCGGGAAAGUGGCGUAGCAUCAUCGACUUGUGAUUAUGCACGGCAGCUGCUAUUGCAAUGGAUCCAGCCAGCAGCCGAGAAGCAGAAUCAACUUGCUGCUUGUCUUACGCUUUUUGAGUUGCUGCAACGACGUCGUCGUGAGCUGCAGACAUUCGCGGGUGAUAGUGAGAUCUCAUGCUUGUUAGGCGAUCGAACUGGGAUGUACUUGGAUGCCCUGUGCAUCAUUGUCGAUCGAGGAACAAUCCGGGUUGCUGACUCGCAUCGUGUAAAACCGUCAAAGCUUGCGCUAGUCUCCUUGGAAGCACUUACAUUGCUAUGUGGAGAUGUUGCGGCGCAAUACAUGACAUCAAAUACAGCAGCAAAGAGAAGACUUGUUGAUGAAGGUACUAUGUGUAGGACGGUGAAGUGCGUGCGGUUCAUUUUGGCUGUGUUACGGCAGUGGCACUUGCACUCAGUUCGUCGCCAGUUUCUCAUCUACGCACUUCAACACCUGCAGUCGUACGUUACACCCUGCAGUGUCAUCUUGUCAAGCAUGAAAGAAUUGGGUGAUGAGAAUGGGCAUGUCACAAUUACAAACGAUUUAGCAGCGCUGGAUGUGCUGUGCUGGCACUGGGAAACAAUAGUUCCACUGCUUUGCACGCGCACUGACGUAUCCUCUCAAAGUCGAAAGACUCAGCCACCAGAGGUUCUUACUUCAGCUUUGGAGAAAUGGGCUUUCAGUACUGUUCAGCCUAAAGAAAUGGAUGGCUCUAACAAUACCGUUAUCAAUCCUGAGGUAAUUUACGCUCAGCUACGCUAUGUUUGCGUGUUGAUGGAUUUAUUAGGUGGAGUGAAAGGAUGCUCUAAGGCUCUUGACGGCGUCCACGAAGAAGUAAAGGCGCGCUUCUUUUUCUUCUUCAUCCAAGGUUUGUCAUUGGCAACCAAAAACAGGGCUGAGGAGACGGUGCUCUUAAUUUUGAAGGUCAUGCGCGCCGUUCUUUUGCCAAGUGACGUCCACGUACUGAACCUGUUAAACUCACGAGAUGCAGAGCAAGAGCUUCUCUCGCAGUUGCUUCAUUUACAUAGCAACUCGUAUGGGAUCUCUGACACUGUGUCGCAAGGUCAAGCAGAUUUUGAGUUUUUUGUGGCAGACUUCAUCAUUUCUCGAAACCUGUUCAUUACUGAGUUUAUAUGGCGAGUGCAAGACGCCUGGACACAAAGUAACCAGAAUGUUUUGUCUCUAGUGCGGACAUUCUUGUAUCAACUGGAUCAUUCGGCUGCACAAUCCCAGCUACACGGGCAUUGGCGGAAGAUGCUUACAUCAGAGGUUGUAAGCCUUGUUGCCCAUGAAAAUGGUCGUAUCUGCCGAUGUGCGAUUUCUUGCUUGUCGUCACUCGACAUUGUGUCUUGCAUUGCCAGAUUGUGUACACUCGAUAGUAAUGGCACGAGAACCCACCUAAUUACAUCGGCGCUUGGAUAUCUUUUUACAGCUUCGACUCGACAUUCUUUUGAAGUCGGGGUAUCCUGGUUCAUAAAUGCGUGUCAGUUUGGAAGCGUUCAAGCCCCGGUUUUGAAACCCCUAGCAUCUCCUCACGACUGGAAUGACUACGUCUCGCAGCUGGAAGAAGACGUGCAGAAAAUCAUUGCAGAUGCAGAUGAAAGGCAAGAGAUGCAAGAAAAAUUGUUUUCACUUUGUUUCGGUCCGAAUGGAUGGAGCAAACACCUUCAGUCGGCUCACACACGCAGCAUUGUUUUACAAAUCCUGCUUCGUAAAAUAUUUGGGUCUCCUCGCGACGCAGCACUUUUGCGGAUGCUGCGUGAAUUUGUGGUGUGUGGCUGGGUAGACAACGAAGUAUUUGAAAUGCUGGGAAAACAGCUCGUCGCUCAAAUGAUGAGUUUGCCACGCUUAAGUGAAGACGUCUUAAACAACAGCUCGUUUUCGGCAGCAAAAUCUCUUGAGGGAUUGCUAUUCUCUCGUUUAGCACCGCUACUGGUGCUACGAAUGCUUCCUCGACAUGUUCUCGGAGCUAAUCAUAUUAAGUCAUUGCCUUGUGGACGUAAAGAUUUGGAUCAUUUAAACGAGUACAUCAAGUGCCAGCUUCAGUUUGCUCUUCCCGAUUCAGAGGCAGCCUCUAAAAGCUCGAUGGGUUCCACGAUCCAAACACUGUUUCACAUUUUAGGUCGCUCAGUGGUGGACCCAUUGGAAUUCAAAGAGGUGAAGAUGGUCGCUACUGAGUGCCUAUCCAAGUUUCCUUCACCCUGGGUACUGCCGUUCGUUCUUUCAUACUUGGUAGCUUUCUUACGAGAAGCUACUCCACACGGCGAAUAUGGUAGCUCGCUUAUUGUGGAAGAAGAGAGCGUUCCCAAUUCGUGUGGGCUGGUGACUGCGAAGCUGAUGGUCUACUAUCUCAAUCGAGCGUUUUCCGAAGAUGAUCAUGCUUACAAGGAUGAAGAGACUGUUUCAAAAGCACUUGUCGUGCUGAUACAACUUAUGGAGGUUCGGUCCGUCCAAGAUCCAAGGUUGGCAUCGGAUAAUGCAGCCCUUACCGAUCUCCAACGUGGUUGCAUUGAUUGCAUCGCGUUGAUACUCGUCAGACUGUCAGCGAACGACAGUGGACCAAGUGGCACGAAAGUGCCGAUUGUGAGUGCUUCAUCACUAAUGGACCUUCUGAUGGGAUGGAUAUUCGACAAGGUUGGAACAAACAGCAAUAUUGAUCGCAGCACUGACCCUCUCAUCUCGCGAGUGCGGGAAUUGCUUGAUGAUAGGUGGAGUGGAAGUUGUCACCACAAGCUAUCAUCGCAAGUUCGCAUUUGCUUUUGUAAUAUCUUACUGAGUGUCAUCUCUCGAGCGGAGAAUAAGGUUCUCGCAAGCUGGAAAGUGCAGGGGCUCCUUUUGCGCAUUGCAUUAGCAACCAAGAGUUGCUCUGACGAUGAUGUUGUCGCUGGGGGCUUUCAGAUCAUGUUUUCGUUUUUGUACAAGUCGAGCGAGCAUUUUUCAAUGGAAGACAGCAGCGAUCUGCAACUCGUUCGCAUCUGUUUUGAGGCCACUGUAGCUCGUCUCGAGACUACGGGAUGUGAAUCCAUAGCGAUGAGCGGGAUCAGAGUGGCUGGAGCUCUUAUUGGAAAAUUUCCAAGCUUUGUUGCGACAUUGCCACCAGUUGAUCUCCAGCGGCUCAUCGACGGAUGUUUGAUCAAGGUGCGCGAUAGGCAGAUAUCACCUGCCGUAAGCGAGCUGGCUCAAUCAGUGUUACAAGUGAUGACGCCUCCGUAA
Molecule: messenger RNA, 3723 nt
Organism: Peronospora farinosa
Lineage: Eukaryota; Oomycota; Peronosporomycetes; Peronosporales; Peronosporaceae
Source: the annotation of a GenBank genome assembly